GAAACGCUCUGGCAGCUCAUUGGUUGAAAACAGGAUCGUCAGGUAAAUAGUGUUUGACUCAACAACAUCGAACCGUCGAUCAUCAAGUGUCACACAAAGUUAUCCCCGUAUUUUACGUUUCUUAAUUCAUUUACUGAGUGGCCAAAAGCGCUGUGUUUUCUGAAGGGAUCAUGGAUGAAGGCAGCACCAGUCAACUAUCUGAAAACAUUAAGAUGGACAGCUCUAAAGAAGCUGCUCUUUUAUCCCUGAUGGACAGGACAGGCUACAGCAUGGUUCAGGAAAAUGGACAGAGAAAGUUUGGUGGUCCACCUCCAGGUUGGGAGGGCCCCCCUCCUCCACGAGGUUGUGAGGUCUUUGUGGGUAAAAUCCCAAGAGACAUGUAUGAAGACGAGCUGGUACCUGUUUUUGAGCGAGCCGGUCGCAUCUACGAAUUCCGUCUGAUGAUGGAGUUCAGCGGGGAGAACCGUGGCUACGCCUUCGUCAUGUACACCACGCGUGAGGGAGCACAACGAGCCAUCCAGCUCCUUGACAACUACGAAAUCCGCCCCGGAAAGUUCAUAGGAGUAUGUGUAAGUCUGGACAACUGUCGCCUUUUUAUCGGCUCCAUCCCGAAAGACAAGAAAAAGGAGGAGAUCCAAGAAGAAAUGAUGAAGGUGACUGAAGGGGUGGUGGAUGUGAUCGUGUAUCCCAGUGCAAUGGAUAGGAUGAAGAAUCGUGGCUUUGCCUUUGUCGAGUAUGAAUCCCACAAGGCAGCGGCCAUGGCUCGCAGGAAACUCAUACCAGGAACAUUUCAGUUGUGGGGUCACACCAUCCAGGUUGACUGGGCAGAGCCUGAAAAGGAAUUAGAUGAGGAAACCAUGCAGCGAGUGCGAGUCCUCUAUGUUCGUAAUCUCAUGCUGAGCACCACGGAGGAGACGCUUCGCUCUGAGUUCUCACGCCUGAAGCCUGGCUCCGUGGAACGUGUUAAGAAGCUGACAGAUUAUGCCUUCAUCCACUUCUAUAACCGUGAGGAUGCCCUAACCACUCUUGAGUCCAUGAAUGGGAAAGUUAUUGAUGGUUCGCCCAUCGAGGUGACUCUUGCCAAGCCUGUCAGCAAAGACGGGAGCAGAAGAUCCGGUCCACGAAGUAGCCACAAUGGAGUGGCAGCUGCCGGAAACUACAGUGAUUCCAACUUCUUGUUCCAAAGCAGAGAUGAUGUGACCAUCAGCUUGGGAACAGGAGCAAUGGGUGAUGGGUUAAACGCACGCCCCCUCAGCCUGCCGCCUCACUUGGGCAGCCCGUAUGCAGUGGACUUAGAUCGCUGUGUGUAUCCAUUCCUACCAGGAUCCACUUUGGUCCCAGUCAGCCUGAACACCUUGAAGCCCAGCCAGCUGAGCUCAGCUGUAUCAUUGCUGGAUUACUACUGCCACAAGAAUGACUGGUCUCUGCCGGAGUAUCACCUCUACUCCCUGGCUGCACAGGAGGGGAAAAUACUGCUCAUCUACAAAGUAGUCAUCAGCAGCACCAGGAGCAGCUUCAUGCCUGAUAAAGUCUGCACCAUAUUAGAGGACGCCAAGGAGCUUGCUGCUCAGAAUGCACUCUGGAACCUGGAUUGCUCUAUCAGUUCCCCCGGCUCCCCAGUGAAUGUUUCUUCUCCUGCACCUUCUGGCUCUGGUUUCCUGUCCUUUGGAUGCAGGUCUCUGCCUUACCCAGCAUACCCCAUGGCCUCCAUCUCACCUCCCCUACCCAUCUCCUGCUCCUCUGCCCAGAGACUUUUCAUUCCCAACCAGUCAUCCUUCCUGUAGUUAAGACAUCCAGUAUCUAAGAAGUUACUUUUAUUUGCAGUGUGUUUCUUAAAAGUUCAUAUCCUUUAAUGUCGUUUUUAUUGUUUCACAGACUUUUUGGUUUACUGCUGUUUAAAAAAAAAGAUUUUUUUCCAUGUAUAUACUAUAACUUUUAAGCCACUGUUGUUGUUUCUUUAGCUGUGUAAUUUAUAUAUACUGUUUGGGUGUUUAUUUCCCUUUUUUAUUCUUCAGAAGUUUUUUUACUUGCAUUAGAAACAGUGUUUGAAUAGAAACAAAAGAUAUAAACUGUUAAAAGUAGCAAAAAACAGAUGCAUCUUCUUAAUAUUGGAAUAGUGAGUAGGUAAUGUUGCACGUUCAACUUUGUGUUACAUUCCCCUGGCAGAUUAAAUUUCAUAAAUUCA
This is a messenger RNA of Megalobrama amblycephala (Wuchang bream), 2185 nucleotides long. It is a transcript of the gene rbm46, whose product is annotated as RNA binding motif protein 46. Gene Ontology annotation, molecular function: mRNA binding. Gene Ontology annotation, cellular component: nucleus. The record is from RefSeq and is a predicted model, not a curated record. NCBI's taxonomy places the organism in Eukaryota, Metazoa, Chordata, Actinopteri, Cypriniformes, Xenocyprididae. Bases 171 to 1784 code for a protein of 537 amino acids. The transcript has 6 exons.